AUGUCCCAAGCCAGCUCUCAUUCGCAAGGGUCACCUUCCAACCAGCAAAACACCUUUCCCUUGCCUCAGUUACCUCAGACAAUUCCCGAGCGGCGCUCUUCGUUACGAAGGAAGCCCGUUGCUGGCAGUACAGACCAACCAAGACCAAAGAAAGACCCUCCGCCAGAGCUGAAGCCAGCACCGCCUACUCAUGGACUACUUUCUAUAAGACCUAAACCUUCUUUAACGGAGAGCAAUACCAAACUCGACUCUGACAGCGACCGCUCAUCAUCGGCAGGUAGCAUUCAGAGUCCCACCUUCCCUCCCCGAACACCGCGACACCAACCACUAGCACCGAACGAUCCCUCUCCUCUGAACCCUCGCUACUAUAUCCCGAGCUCGGACUUCCCCAACGCAGGAGCCACGCCCCCGGUGCAGUCGCCCGGCGCCACUGCGCUGAGGCAUGAACACGUGCUACUCCCUGCUGGCUUCAGACCAGGCAGGACUGAACACACCUACGUCGAGGAGGUCGUGAAGCCAGCAGUAACACACGAAGUUAUCAGGAACAACAGGACAGAGAUCGUGCAAGAAGAAAUCACCCGAGAAAUCCAUGUCCAUCACUACUACACCUACACGCAGCCCAUCAAAGCAGUCGAAAUCCUGCCUGCGCGGCACUUCAUUGUUGACGGACAAACCGGCGAAAAGGUCGAGAUCCCGCCGCCGGAGGGCUGGGUUAUGCCUGCCAACAUGCACCCGUACAAGCCAGAUCUCAGCAAUCUAGCCCCAGAGACACGGCAUUACCUUGUCGAUGACGAGCAUCCCACAGGUGUCCUCGAGCCGGCACCACCGAACGUCCAGGAGCGGGAAUCACAGCCCGAGUUGCGGAGGGAAUCGCAGCCCGAGUUGCGGAAGAAGACGAGCGUGACUGGACGUUGGACUCCGUUUCCGAAAGUGAGGUGA
Messenger RNA from Cladophialophora yegresii CBS 114405, 939 nucleotides. RefSeq lists its product as uncharacterized. The transcript has a single exon. The coding region runs from base 1 to 939 and encodes 312 amino acids. Lineage: Eukaryota; Fungi; Ascomycota; Eurotiomycetes; Chaetothyriales; Herpotrichiellaceae. The record is from RefSeq and is a predicted model, not a curated record.